Pteronotus mesoamericanus is the source of this 3372-nucleotide messenger RNA. RefSeq names its product ITPR interacting domain containing 1 (gene ITPRID1). Gene Ontology annotation, molecular function: signaling receptor binding. NCBI's taxonomy places the organism in Eukaryota, Metazoa, Chordata, Mammalia, Chiroptera, Mormoopidae. The record is from RefSeq and is a predicted model, not a curated record. The transcript has 13 exons. The coding region runs from base 20 to 3157 and encodes 1045 amino acids.
UGUGCUGAAUUACCCUCUGAUGAGGAUGGAGAUGUCACAUGGAUCUGACAGCCCUCCAGGAGGCCAGGAAAGGAGGAAGAGAGACAUCCUGAGGUCCACCAAGAGGGCAUGGGUUCCCCUGGAUGAGCAGCUUCCCCCUGGCCCUGCCGGCCCCACGCUGGAAGAUUCCAAACAAGAAAGUAUUCAGCAGUGGCUGGACUCUGGAUUCUUCGUCUCUGUAAAGGACAACUUCCAGCAAGCCAGCGAGCAUGCCGCUUUUCUGCCUGAACAAGGAAAGGCCCACAUGACUGUGCAAGACUACAUGAGAUCUCUGCACCAGUUUCCAGAAACUCCCACCCUAACCAGAGGGACCAGUUUCAACUCCUGCCAUUCUGCGACAAGUAUACCACAAAGCAUUCCAGAAUGGCUGGAAUUCUGGGAAAAUGAUCCAGUGGAGAUUCUCUUGGAUCUGGGGUUUGGUGCUGAUGAGCCAGACAUCUGCACACAGAUUCCAGCCAGAUUCCUGGGCUGUAGCUCAGCGGCCAGAGGAAUCAACAUCCAUGUUUUCCUUGAAGCUCAAAAGCAGCGAAUGGACAUUGAGAACCCUGACUUGUAUGGUCGUUUUCAACAGCUGGAAAUCCUGGAUCAUGUGGCCAAUGCCUUCUCAUCUUUGUUGAAUGAGGUUAACACCCUGCAAAGCAAAGCUAAAGAAGAGGAUGGAGAGGAAAGUGUGCAUAGAACCUCAGUGGGUGGAGCCAACGAACAUCAAAGAAGAACGAGUGAACUUCUCAGGAGAGCCUCAAGGCGGAACAUUAGGGGAGACUGUAGUUCCAAAGUGUCAGAGUCAUUGAAGAACAGGGAAGAAUUUUCCCUCCCCUCCACAAAACCGGGGGCACGUGAAGCACAGUUAUCCGCUGUGAUGGACAACCUUCAACAGGUUUAUUUGUCUUCUUCAGCUGAGCACUUGUCUCUACAAGAUUGUGAUGACUUGAUACCUUGUCACCCUCCCCAACCUCUUCUGAAAAAGCAGUGGCCUUCCUCACCUGUGCUAAACAAGCAGGCUCCCCCUUCCUGCAUGCCUAAGGGGCCAGUCAAGGACAGAGCACCAAAAGAACACUGGAUCCAGACUAACAAGCUCAAGAGCCUAGCUGAUGUAAGCGGAGCACCGGACUCCUUUGAAAUGGAAGAGGUCCAGAGCUUUGAAGAGGAGAUUGGUAACCCUCCUGACCUGACUUCAGGAACUGUAGGUGCCAUGGUGAGCAGGGCAAACAGCUGUCAGUCUGACAGCAGCGGGUUCCUGGAGGAGCUGCCAGAACCACCAGCCUUGCAGGUGCCUUCCCUGCCUGCAGGCCCGAGCCCUGCUGAGGACGGAUGCAGACGGCCAGGGGGUCAGAGCCAGCGCCUGGCGCCUGCCCAGCACGGCCAGCGAGACUCAGAGGAGUCUGACUCCAAGAGUGGGACGAGCAUGUCCUUCUCCAGCCAAGACUGGAGUGUCUUAGAAGAAAAGUCCUCAACGUCUGUGGUGGAGGCGGAGUCUCAUCUGGAGGCCACAGAAGGACAGCCAGGACUGUCAACCUCCGAUGUGGCCCUGAGCAGGGCCUCCGGUGGGGGAGAACACCGAGGGAAAGACGGCCACCAGAGGCAGCCCCCGCCUGUGCCCCACACUCAACAUGAGGCUGAUAUCAGCACAACUCCCUGCCCGUAUGAUCUGGAGUUCACGGUGACCCAUGUCACUGAAGGGAGGAGUGGGUUUCUGAGGCCUGGGGGGACUGGGGACACGCAUGUGCAAAGCCACCUCUGGGAGCCUCAGACAUCACUGGACAUGGAUCAUGCUAGAGACAAGUCCCUUCAUGUCGGCCCGGAGGCCCCAAGAGGAGCGGAAUGCGGUGAACCCUGCCCCGACUUCCACCACAGAGCCCAGACAGGGGAAAGUCCGCCAGAGCCUGUCCCCAAGUCCAGCAAAGCCGGACCCUCUGCAGCGAACCUUAUUCACACAUCUGAAAAGGCUGUUCCCCACCGAGAGAAGGUGCCUAAAGGCGCUACUCCCCACGUGAAGCCGAGGUAUGGUGCUGCGGGUCCGAAGCCACCCAGGGCAGAGCCUGAGCUGGGAGCCCUUCCUCCCCGCACUGGCUCCAGCUCCGGUCGCCCUGAGUCUGUGACAGUCCAGAGGCCCUCCCGCCUGGUGUCAGCUGCUCAGAGUGCUGUGGCCUUAGGGCCUUACUCUAGAAGAACAACUUUAGAACGCACUGUGGGUGACCCUGCUGCCACGACAGAACCAGUUCUGGGGACAGAAGCCAGACAGUUCCAUGAUGUUUCUGUUCAGACCGAUCUUUGGGAGGCCAGGUCCUGGCAUUGCUAUUCAGUUCCAAGUAGCAAGGCCCAGCCCUGGACCAAAUCCAUCUCCCUGGAUGCCGGCCUCCCUAGCAGCUGCUCGGUUCAUACCUGCCACGCCGUACCCGCCCACUGCUGGGGUUGCUCUCGUCACCAUCCCCACUGCCACCCGGGGGGACAAAGCCCCAGCCCAGUGCCCUUGGCCUGCAGCUGCGGCCUGUGCUCACAUAGCCACCGGGAGGAGCAGUUCUCGAAGACUCUGGAAGUCCUGCGGGACCCUGCAGUGAGGGAGCUGUGCUCUUGCACAGCCUACGAGAUGGACGCAAUGAAGAUGCUCUGCCGGGGUUUCCGGGAGCAUUUAGAGGAAAUUGAACAGCACCUUACAGGACAGCAGGCGCUCUUUUCUGGGGACAUGUCAGAAGAGGAAAGGAAGGAGGCGGAGCACCUGCAAGCUUUGCGCAAGGCCCUGAGGCAGCAAGUGGAGGAGCUAGAGUUUCAGUUAGGAGACCGGGCCCAGCAAAUCAGAGGAGGGAUCCUGUUGCAGCUUGAGCUUCUCGCAGGAGAGCCCCCUGAAAACCGUACAAAUCCGCACCAGUAUGACUGGACAGAAGACAAGAAGGGCCAGACUCCAGCCGCCCAAGCCCGGCCAGCCGUGGCCCUUGGGGCUGCCUUGCCUGCCGACAGCAGCCAGUGGGCUUCCUGCCCGGGCAUAACCCGCGUGGCUGCCUGUCCCCCACUCACCUGGGAGAGCCACGCCAGGAUGUCUCCUCCGGCUCAGGAAGAGUUGGGUUCAGCCCUUGUGUCCACCUGUCCCAUUGGAGAAAAGGACACAGAUGUCAGCCUCUAGCUCAGAGUGGGUUUGGUGGCCUUCCUGCCAAAUGCAAGAGCACACCAGAGAAGGAUCUCUAAAUUCCCCCAAGGAGAUUUAUCGCUUGAUUUUUUAAAAAUAUUCUACUCUAUGGCUAAACCCGGGAGGAACUGAGAAUAUUCUAAUUUCCAUUCAAUACACAAUAAGUGAGCACCUACUGUGCGCCUGGCAUAAAGAAUACGUGGUGGCCAACA